UUGACCCUCGUUAUGCAGUAUCACCAACGCGACGAAUUAAAUAUGAAAACUGGAUUGACCCUCGUUAUGUUGUGUGUUGUGUUGAAAAAAUCACUGUGAAAGUAAGAGGAUAAAAUUAAUCAACUUGAAAAUUUUUGCAAUCGUUUUAAAAGUAACCUGAAGUGGAAAGUUUAAACGAAUGAUUUCAAAUCCCUUCCUCUCAAAUAGUAAAACUAUUCUGUAGUUGGUUUUGCAAAAUUACAUUGCGAAGGCAAAAAAACAAAAAAAAAAAAUCUAAUUACAACUGUGAAAUUUCUCUACUGGAAAUUGAUAGGAGGCUUAAAACUCAUAUAGCAUUGGCUAAGAUAACAUUUAACAUUUAACAGAAUAGAAUACACAGCAUUCCAAAUAAAAGCAAAUAUUGUCUCCCAGAAACAAAAUUUAUUUCGACAUCUUCGGAGGUAUUGGAUAUAAGAUAUCAGUAUGGAGGAGGUUUCGCUGACCGAGACGGAAACUCGGUAUUAUGGUGAUUUAUUUUUAUGCUGCGACGAGGAGAAGACAGGCAAAAUACCUAUGCUAAAAGCAACCGAAUUGUAUCGUUCUGCUAAUCUCUCCAAUGAUAAAAUAUUUGAAAUAACUUCUUUAGCCGGAAUACCAUCUACUGCCCUACAUAUAUCUCGUGCUCAGUUUUACUCUUGUUUAAAAUUAAUUGCAGCUACUCAAGCAUCUAUGCCUCUGAGACAAGAAUUAAUUGCAGCAUCUGUGCAAUUGCCGCUGCCUCGGUUCAGUUGGACGGACAAUUCUAAUUGUGCUGAAAUGAAAGUUCAUCAUCAUCACGUUAUUCCGCCACCUCCCGUAGCCGACAGGCGAAACUCAUUACAACGUCGCACGGAAUGGCCGGAUACUAAUUUGGCACCCCGGCGCAAUUCGGCACAUCAACACCAAACUGACGUUAGAUCGAUAAAUUCAGACGCUCCGAGUACGGACUCGGAAGUAGAGCGAUGCGAAUCUAGUUGUGGUGGUGAAGAGGAAGUUAUAGGUAGCAGUAAUUGUGUUACGCAUCGUCACGUUGGCGGAGGGGGAGGUUCACCAGAAGCGUGGAGUACUAACAGCGAUAGUCCAACACCAACUAAUAGUGUGGCUGAACGUCCUUGGGCCAAAGAAACCCUUUGGCAUGGGCUUUUGGGCGACGAGCAUAGGCAGUUAUUAGGAACGGAAGAAGAAUCUUCGGAUCGCCACAGUAGCGAUGAAGAAAAUGAAACUGAUUUAGAGGCAGUUUAUCAGAUAACAUCAGAGCAGAGGGAAUAUUAUUACAAGCAAUUCAAAGCUGUGCAACACGAUCCUAAUGGUUUACUAUCUGGUCAAAUAGCCAGGGUUUUCUUCGAGAAAUCUCGUAUUCCUGUCGAGGAGUUGCGUCAUAUUUGGCAAUUAUGUGACGUCACGAGGGACGGAGCUCUUAGUUUGUCCGAGUUUACUGCGGCUAUGCACUUAGUAGUGUUACGUCGGAACAAUAUUCCGUUGCCAGCUGUUCUACCAGCUUGCCUUCAUCCUACAGCUUUACAACAUGUAUCGCUGUGUUCUCAAGCGCCGCCACAAGAACCUCCUGAAGCUGAUUUGCUCCAUUUGGACGACGACGACGAUGAGGACAAAACAGAUAAUACUAUUAUUGGUUCAAAAAUUGACUCAAAUAAAACUGCGAACUCGCGUGUGAUAAAUGAAAAGAACGUAAUGAAUUUAAGCACAUUAUCGACAUCAUCUCAAACUAGCAUAAACCCUCGUCCUAUUGUUACUGAUGUUGGAAAUCAAAAGCAAUCCUUAACACCGUUAACUAAUACUGCAACUGGAAAAAACCGUAGUAUCUCAAGUUCUCCAAAAGGAAACGAUCCAGCAAUUACACCGCCAAUACCUUCAAAUUUAACAGCUACGGUUUAUGCGGCGGCUCAUAACAAAGAUCGAUCGCUAUGGACAAUUGAAAAUCAACCGAAUCAGUGGACGAAAUUUACAGAAUCUCCUACGUCGAAUGUUUCUAGUCCCGGUCCGAAACCAGUCAACUUUGACAUGCAGCGAACUGCUCAAGCUGUAGUCUCCGAUCCACAAAUCCUGCAUCCUGUGCCAUUGCGUGUGACGCCAGUGGGCGGCAAUAUUCAAGCUUCCAGUACUGGUAACGCUUCUAAUGUUGCAUCGGACAAACUGGAUGCGGAUAUAGGAGAUAAUGUUGUUAUACGCGAAACAACUCCUACUAAGCAAACAAACUUCACCAAUCCCAGCAAUGCUACUAAUAAUGGCAGCAGCGGCAACAACAAUCUACCACACCAGCGUGAGUCCUUGCAGAACAACGAUCUAAGAGCUAUACAACGUCCUCAGGCAAAAAAAUUACCCAUUAAAAACAUCGGGGCACUCCCUCCACCACCUCAACGUGAACCCAGCAUUGGAAAUUCCGCAAAUAUAACUGGAGAGCAUGAUCCUCCUGCUGCCAAUAAUACUCAAGCUUCUUUAAUAAAUAAGAAAGAUCCGCCCCCCUUGCCCCCACCGCGACCACAUCGGCAUGGGCGAAGUAGUAGCUUGGACUUAAACAAAUUUAAAAUAGCUGCUGCCUGCAGUCAGCAACCGGAGAUAACAGCGCAAACCAGUUUUGAUUUGCAAACUUCUAAUGGCUUUGCCGAUUUUGCACAUUUUCCUGACGACAGCAAUGUUGACAAUUUCUGUGAUGGAAACUCUGAACAGUAUCAGCAGCAACAACAAAUGCAUUCAUUGCCUUCGCAAUCAAUAGCAACGGGUACAUCAGCGGGUGUUGUGGUCGUACCACUAACCCGUCUUUCCUUGCAGUCUAAUCAAAGGAUAUCGGCUUUUGAAGUUUAUCGGAAACCAAAUACUCCGCGUAAUUCAUUGUCGCCAACGCCUAGUGGAACAACAGUUUUGCAAGUUCCUGCUCCAGCCCCAUUCGGUUCGGCUGGUGCAGCAGCGAUGACAAAUGUUCUGCCAAAUGCUGAGCUUUAUGAAAAGAGGGUAAAUGCCAUAAGCGAAACAUUGCGUCACGUAUCCUUCAAAAAGGAAAACAAUAAUAACAACCUAACUGACAUAUUGCGACAUUUACGUGAACAGAACAAUUUGUUAUUGCGCUUAUGCAAUGAUCUUAGCGAUGAAUUACUUACUGUACAAACGCGCAAAGAAGAAAUGAGACUAAAAUUAGAAGCACUAGGCUUGAUGUCAACAGUAAAUGAUGCAGCAGCAGCACUAUCCAUUCCGAUGGCACCGGGUCAGAGUAUAGUACGUACAGGCUCUUCAAUUUCGGCUCCCGUUACAGCCAAUGUAACAGGCGGUUCAGGCAGCUCCGGUAUCCAUUCAAAUGUUUAAAAUGACCUCGGUAUUGUUAAUAACAUAAUCUAAAACGAGGCAGCAACAUAUAAAUAAUCGUGUAUUUAAAAUGUUUGUUAAAGGAAGUGAUCGUUAUAUCUUAUCGAUUUCGUUGGUAUAUUUUUAAGGCCAAUUGCGACCAGAAACUAUGAUUUCAUUAAUAUAUGCACUUGUCAUUUGUGUAGGCAUUAUAUUAAUUAUCGUAUAAACAGACAUUUUGUUAGCUAACUGUAAAGAACUAUUAGUGCAGGUGUCUUGCAUCUUGCCACACUGA
Molecule: messenger RNA, 3607 nt
Organism: Glossina fuscipes
Lineage: Eukaryota; Metazoa; Arthropoda; Insecta; Diptera; Glossinidae
Gene: Reps
Product: ralBP1-associated Eps domain-containing protein 1
Exons: 10
Coding region: 463-3333 (956 amino acids)
Biological process (GO): endocytosis; endosomal transport
Cellular component (GO): plasma membrane; cytoplasm
Molecular function (GO): calcium ion binding; protein binding
Source: RefSeq, a predicted model, not a curated record